AUGGACAAAGUACUCGCCAAACCCGCCGACUUGUGCUGCCUCAAGGGCGAGAUCCAUACGGGAGAGCCGACUGGUUCUGUAAAGCAGAUUGAUGGUAUCGAUACCUAUGUUGCCAAACCUCAGCCAGGUAAAGAGAAUGGACAUAUUCUACUGUUUUUUCCUGAUGCUUUCGGACUGCAUAUUAACUGCUUUCUCAUGAUGGAUGCUUUUGCCCAAUGCGGCUAUAUGACUCUUGGUGUAGACUAUUUCAUUGGUGAUCCCAUAUCGAAAUAUUCGUAUAAUCCCUUAAAUGACCCAAACUUUGACUUUGAGUCGUGGAAAGACAAGCAUCUACACGCUUCUGAAGAAGCUGCUGCCAGAUGGGUCAAGGCUGUCAAGGCCGAGUAUGCCACCAGCGACACUGUCAAGUUCGCAGCCGUUGGAUACUGCUGGGGUGCUCGAUUUGUCACUCAUCAAUUGUCGGCUGAGGGCAUUUGUCAAGUCGGUGCCAUCGCGCAUCCAUCCUUCCUCAAUGAGAACGAUGUGUUCGGGGUCAAGGAGCCCAUCUUCUUGUCCGUACCUGCUAAAGACAAGCUUUUUGAGGAUGAGCAGCGUACCCGAACAGUUGAGAUUCUGACCCAAGAAAGCGGACGAUUUAAUAUGCAGAUCUUUUCUAAUGUUGGCCAUGGGUUUGCGUCGCGAGGACGUCUGACUGAUCCAUAUGAGAGAUGGGCCAAGGAGCAACAUUUCAAGAGCUUUGUUGACUGGUUUGACUUUUGGCUUGGAAAUAAGUAA
Messenger RNA from Fusarium pseudograminearum CS3096, 774 nucleotides. RefSeq lists its product as uncharacterized. The record is from RefSeq and is a predicted model, not a curated record. The transcript has 5 exons. NCBI's taxonomy places the organism in Eukaryota, Fungi, Ascomycota, Sordariomycetes, Hypocreales, Nectriaceae. Bases 1 to 774 code for a protein of 257 amino acids. Gene Ontology annotation, molecular function: hydrolase activity.